GUCAAUGAUUACUAUAUUAAAACGCAAAAGACAAUAAUUAACCAAAUGUUUUGGUUAAACAUAUUGUACUAGAAUUGCUUAACCAAGGCAAAAACAUAUAGUUAAGGAACCAAAGAAGUCAAAGCAUAGUCCAAUUCCAGGAACGGCAAAAGAUAAAGGUAGAGAGACUAUCCCCAUCUUCUUCUGUCCAUAUACAAACUAUUCAAGGAAAUGAGUUUGAAGAUUUGCCUCCUCGAAUGGAUGUUUCUUGGUUGUUGUUGCUUUAACCAUCCCUUGCGGAACAGGAGAGCUGCCCCAAAGAGAAUUGUCAGAGGCUUACAAUUCCUCCUUCCUAUAUAUCCAGUGCGUAUUUUGUCAAAAAUAUGGGCAGCCUGCAUGCCAAGCUCAUUGGAUUCUCUUCUGACAUGUUCAGUUCUGGAUUCCUGGAAAGCUUUCAGCCUGGCUUUCGCUUCCUCCAAAAGAUUUCCAACAAAUGAUGACCCUUGUGUAGUUAACUGCUGCAAAAGCUUCGAUCACUAGCGAUUCCAUCCACCAUUUCCAUGGCACCCGUUGCAGCUCUGAUUACACCCACCAACACAGCCGGCCCAAUGGUUCACUGACAUUGAGAGCUCCAUCAAAAUUGACUUUUGGACAAAUCUCAGAGGUGGCAGCUUCCACUUUGGUUGUUCUCUGCUCCUGGGCCUGAUAAGCAAGGCCUGCAGGGGGGCCAAAGAGAUCAACAAGGUGUACGAAUGCGGUGCAUGUUGAUAGUUGAGAGGAAGAAAUCGAUGUGAGAGAGGGAAAUCAAUGGAGGAGGCAAGCUGGAAUUUGAUCAAUCCGUUCAGUCUGCUGUUGGCUUCGUUAGGAUACUGUUAUUUCUUGCUCACUAGAAUCCCAUUAGGCAUACUGAGGUUCAUGUUUCUCCUACCCAUAUUCUACCUCUUCUCCAUUCUUCCCUGGUAUUUCCCAUCCGCCUUACUUAGAGGGAUUCUAUCUUUCUUUAUCACAUGGAUUGCUUCUUCCAAGCUCCUCCUCUUUUGCUUCAACCAGGGUCCUCUCGUCCACUGCCAAAACUUUCUCGAUUUCAUUGCCAUCUCCAUUCUUCCCAUGAAAAUCAAAGCACAACCAACUUCUUCAAGAUCGACCAUGGGGCGGUACGAGCCCGUCCAACUUUUCAACAAGCCUUACUUAGCAACAUCCUUACAAGACUUCUGGGGCAGGAGAUGGAACAGGUAUGCUUCGAAUAUUUUGCGGGAAACGGUCCACAAGCCGACCCGAAACAUGUUAACGAGUGUUGUUGGGGUUGAGCCGGCCAGGGUGCUGGCUUUGAUAUGCUCCCUUGUCGUAUCUGGAGUCUUGCAUGAGAUGCUCUUUUACUACAUCACGUGUGGGAAGAAACCGACAUGGGAAGUCACCUGGUUCUUUGCUCUCCAAGGAUUGUCCAUGGCGUUUGAGGCUGCGUUGAAGAAGUGGGUUCGGACCAAGGGUUGGACAGUUCACCCUCUUGGUUCAGUCAUAUUGACGUGUGGGUUCGUCGUGGUCACGUUUUAUUGGUUGCUGGUUCUGCCGGUUUGGAGGGACGGACGAAAUUCUUGUGAUUGCUAACAAAUUUAGUUUCUUUCCUUUCUUUAGAACUUUGCAUGGGCUCAAACAGUCAAACUACUUUAAUCUGAUUAUACUCUUUUUAUUAUCAGAACAAACUGAAUUUAUUGAUAAGAAUAAAAAAAGUAAAAUAUUUCACGUUUUAAGUUUUAAUUAAAAUUUUAAGUGAAUUUAUUAAUUUUUAAAA
Molecule: messenger RNA, 1768 nt
Organism: Theobroma umbraticum
Lineage: Eukaryota; Viridiplantae; Streptophyta; Magnoliopsida; Malvales; Malvaceae
Product: putative long-chain-alcohol O-fatty-acyltransferase 3
Biological process (GO): lipid metabolic process
Source: RefSeq, a predicted model, not a curated record